Messenger RNA from Bombus huntii, 5942 nucleotides. RefSeq lists its product as uncharacterized. NCBI's taxonomy places the organism in Eukaryota, Metazoa, Arthropoda, Insecta, Hymenoptera, Apidae. The annotation marks the transcript as partial. The record is from RefSeq and is a predicted model, not a curated record. Gene Ontology annotation, cellular component: extracellular region. The transcript has a single exon. Gene Ontology annotation, molecular function: chitin binding.
UCUAAUUAUCUACAGGACGUUGAUGCCACAGAUAUCACAAAUUAUGAAGCACACAGAUAUCCCAGGACUUUAAAAUCUAAGCAUCCAUCAUGCAGGAUCAACCAAUAUUUCGACGUAGACAAGGGCGAUUGUAUGGGAGUAAUCGGUGGUGGAAAAGCGCUUUAUAUAAAUAACAAAAAAUCUUGCGGAUCGAAUGUAUUAAAACCACACUGCACAAAUCCAAGAUACUACUACAUUUGCAGACAGAACAAAACCAUUUUGGCCCAGUGUCCCCAAAACAGACAUUUCGAAAGCCAUCUACAAAAAUGUAUCUUGGUACCUCGUGAGAAGCAUAUUUCUGCUACCAGCGGACAAAAUUCCGAUAUUUUUGAUUCUGUUCAACAUCUCGAUUGCCUAAAAACCGGCUCAUUUCCGGUUCCAGAUAACUGUGGUUUGUUUUAUACCUGCUCGAUGCAUGGUAAGAAAAUGAACAAAAAUUUCUACACGUGUCCAAAAAAUAUGGCUUAUGACACAGAAACUGAAAUGUGUAAACCAUCCAGUACUUGUCGUGAACCAGAAUCAUUAUCCUCGUGUAGAAAUCAUCCAUGGGAUGGAAAGAAAGAAAAUAUGGCAUUAAAGGAAGCUGUAUUUCCGAUAAAGAGAAGAUCGGAAACUUGUGAAACGAUGUUUACGAAUGAAGAAGACACUACGACUAAUUCAACGUCUGAGAAUGAUGAUGAAAUUAUGUUGAUAACUACUUCUUACACCGAACCAUUCGUAUCUGAACUCACGCGAUCAGGUGAUAGUAAUGAUAUUGUAACGACGACGGAACGUGCUUUGGAAAAGUCACGUUUUACAAACACUGAAGAUUUCGCGAUACCUAUAACUGCCACGUAUUCAACAAUUGCAGUAGAGAACACGUAUCCGACUGAAUUUAAUUUACCCAUCGAAGUAAAUGGGAAUAAAGAAUUAGAAUCUACGACUGUAGCAGGACCAUUUGAAAAUGGUCAUACGAGAAUUAUAAUGGAUGAUCCUGAGGAGCAAUCACCUGAUGACCAAGAUAGAACUGCACCAACAAUUUUAGAUGAUCCAUCAAUGUUAGAAAACAUAGAGCGAGAAAAAAUUCCUGGUUCUGAGAAUCCUAGUUUGGAGAAACAAUAUAGUAAUACAGAGGAAUUUAACGAAGAGCCAACGUUUGGAAUCAGAAACAUCGACACUGAACCAAUAACUUUAGCCGAUCCUACAAGCCUCAAAAGUAACGAACCGAUUACAAACCUAGAUUCAAACAAACCACCUUUGGAAAUUCCUAUUGAUGAUCCUACAUUACAAAACCAACAUAGUACAACAAUAGCAUUUAACGAAGAAUCAAUUAAUGAAGCUGAAAACACCCUACCAAUAAUUACAGAGGAUGUUACAGCCCCUAGUCGACCAGAGGAACAACCGAUUGCAGAAAUAAUUCCAACUGAAUCGCCUGUACAAAUGCCUAUUGAAGAACCUAAUUUAGAAAACCAACAUAGUAUACAAGAAGAAUCCAGCGAAAAACCAAUUACUGAAAAUGAAAGCAUGAACAUUGCGCCAACAAUUUCAGACGAUCCUGCAAUCCUUAAUAAUGUAGAAGCGAAAGAGGAACCGCCUACAUCAAAAAUUCCAAUUGAACCAUCCGUGCAAAUUCCCAUUUCUGAAGAUCCUAAUUUGGCAGAUCAAUAUAAAGCACCAGAAAAUUUGAGCGAAGAAUCAACUACUGAAACUGAAAACAUUAACAGUGAAGAAAUAAUUGUAGGUGAUCCAACAACUCCUAUCAAUACAGAACCAGAAGAAGAACCGGUAACACAAGUAGUUUUAAGCGAAUUACCGGUUACAAAUCCUACUACUGGAAAUCCUGAAUUACCGAUACCUGAAAUUGAAAAUAUUAACACUGAACCAACAACCCUUAUCAAUACAGAACCGCAAGAGGAACCGGCAACAAAAGUAAUUUCAGACGAAUCACCGAUUGUAAUUCCUACUACUGAAAAUUCUGAAUUGCCGAUUACUGAAAUUGAAAAUAUUAAUACUGAACCAACAAUUCCACCUGAUCCAACCACCGCUAUAAAUACAGCACCGGAAGGGGAACCAGCAAAAGAAGUAGUUUUAAACGAAUCACCGGUUGGGAUUCCAACCACUGAAAAUCCUGAAUUACCGAUUCCUGAAAUUGAAAAUAUUAACACUGAACCAACAACCCUUAUCAAUACAGAACCGCAAAAGGAACCGGCAACAAAAGUAAUUUCAGACGAAUCACCGGUUGUAAUUCCUACUACUGAAAAUUCUGAAUUGCCGAUUACUGAAAUUGAAAAUAAUAACACUGAACCACCAAUUUCAACUGAUUCAACAAGCCUUAUCAAUACAGAACCGGAAAAGGAACCAACGAACGAAGUGGCUUUAAACGAAUCACCGGUUAAUAUUCCAAACACUGAAAAUCCUGAAUUACCGAUUCCUGAAAUUGAAAAUAUUAACACCGAACCAACAACUCUUAUCAAUACAGAACCGCAAGAGGAACCGGCAACAAAAGUAAUUUUAGACGAAUCACCGGUUGUAAUUCCUACUACUGAAAAUCCUGAAUUACCCACACCUGAAAUUGAAAAUAUUAACACUGAACCAACAACCCUUAUCAAUACAGAACCGCAAGAGGAACCGGCAACAAAAGUAAUUUCAGACGAAUCACCGGUUGUAAUUCCUACUACUGAAAAUUCUGAAUUGCCGAUUACUGAAAUUGAAAAUGUUAAUGCUGAACCAACAAUUUUAGCUGAUCCAUCCACCCCUAUAAAUACAGAACCGGAAGGGGAACCAGGAAAAGAAGUAGUUUUAAACGAAUCACCGGUUAAUAUUCCAACCACUGAAAAUCCUGAAUUACCGAUUCCUGAAAUUGAAAAUAUUAACACUGAACCAACAACUCUUAUCAAUACAGAACCGCAAGAGGAACCGGCAACAAAAGUAAUUUCAGACGAAUCACCGGUUGUAAUUCCUACUACUGAAAAUUCUGAAUUGCCGAUUGCUGAAAUUGAAAAUGUUAAUGCUGAACCAACAAUUUUACCUGAUCCAUCCACCCCUAUAAAUACAGAACCGGAAGGGGAACCAGCAAAAGAAGUAGUUUUAAACGAAUCACCAGUUAAUAUUCCAACCACUGAAAAUCCUGAAUUACCGAUUCCUGAAAUUGAAAAUAUUAACACUGAACCAACAACCCUUACCAAUACAGAACCGCAAGAGGAACCGGCAACAAAAGUAAUUUCAGACGAAUCACCGGUUGUAAUUGCUACUACUGAAAAUCCUGAAUUACCGAUUCCUGAAAUUGAAAAUAUUAACACUGAACCACCAACCCUUACCAAUACAGAACCACAAGAGGAACCGGCAACAAAAGUAAUUUCAGACGAAUCACCGGUUGUAAUUCCUACUACUGAAAAUUCUGAAUUGCCGAUUACUGAAAUUGAAAAUGUUAAUACUGAACCAACAAUUCUACCUGAUCCAUCCACCCCUAUAAAUACAGAACCGGAAGGGGAACCAGCAAAAGAAGUAGUUUUAAACGAAUCACCGGUUAAUAUCCCAACCACUGAAAAUCCUGAAUUACCGAUUCCUGAAAUUGAAAAUAUUAACACUGAACCAACAACCCUUACCAAUACAGAACCACAAGAGGAACCGGCAACAAAAGUAAUUUCAGACGAAUCACCGGUUGUAAGCCCUACUACUGAAAAUUCUGAAUUGUCGAUUACUGAAAUUGAAAAUGUUAAUACUGAACCAACAAUUCUACCUGAUCCAUCCACCCCUAUAAAUACAGAACCGGAAGGGGAACCAGCAAAAGAAGUAGUUUUAAACGAAUCACCGGUUAAUAUCCCAACCACUGAAAAUCCUGAAUUACCGAUUCCUGAAAUUGAAAAUAUUAACACUGAACCAACAACCCUUACCAAUACAGAACCGCAAGAGGAACCGGCAACAAAAGUAAUUUCAGACGAAUCACCGGUUGUAAUUGCUACUACUGAAAAUCCUGAAUUACCGAUUCCUGAAAUUGAAAAUAUUAACACUGAACCAACAACCCUUACCAAUACAGAACCGCAAGAGGAACCGGCAACAAAAGUAAUUUCAGACGAAUCACCAGUUGGAAUUUCUUCUAAUGAAAAUUCUGCGUUACCUAUUACUGACAUUGAAAAUAAUAACACUGUACCACCAAUUUUAACUGAUUCAACAACCCUUAUCAAUACAGAACCGGAAAAGGAACCAGCGAAAGAAGUGUCUUUAAAUGAAUCACCGGUUAAUAUUCCAACCACUGAAAAUCCUGAAUUACCGAUUCCUGAAAUAGAAAAUAUUAACACUAAACCAACAACCGUUAUCAAUACAGAACCGGAAGGGGAUCCUGCAGAAGAAGUAGUUCUAAACGAAUCACCGGUUGCAAUCCCUACUACUGAAAAUUCUGAAUUGCCGAUUCCUGAAAUUGAAAAUAUUAACACUGAACCAACAACCCUUAUCAAUACAGAACCGCAAGAGGAACCGGCAACAAAAGUAAUUUCAGACGAAUCACCGGUUGGGAUUCCAUCCACUGAAAAUCCUGAGUUUCCGAUUCCUGAAAUUGAAAAUAUUAACACUGAACCAACAAUAUUAACUGAUCCAUCAACCCUUAUCAAUACAGAACCAGAAGGGGAACCAACAAAAGAAGUAGUUUUAAACGAAUCACCGGUUGUAAUUCCUACUACUGAAAAUUCUGAAUUGCCAAUUACUGAAAUUGAAAAUACUAACACUGAAUCAGCAAUUCUACCUGAUCCAACCACCCUUAUCAAUACAGAACCAGAAGGGGAACCAGCAAAAGAAGUAGUUCUAAACGAAUCACCGGUUGGAAUUCCAUCCACUGAAAAUCCUGAAUUACCGAUUCCUGAAAUUGAAAAUAUUAACACUGAACCAACAACGUUAACUGAUCCAACAACCCUUAUCAAUACAGAACCGGAAGAGGAACCAACAAAAGAAGUAGUUUUAAACGAAUCACCGGUUGUAAUUCCUACUACUGAAAAUCCUGAAUUACCGAUUCCUGAAAUUGAAAAUAUUAACACCGAACCAACAGUUUUAACUGAUUCAACAACCCUUAUUGAUACAGAACCGGAUGAAGUAACAGAAGUAAUUUUAGACAAAUCACCCGUUGGAACUUCUGCUACUGAAAAUCCUAGUUUAGAAAAAGAAUAUAAUAAUAUAUUAACCAAUUCGAUAACCCCUGAUACUACAAAACCACAAGAACAACCAAUUACGUAUAUAAUUCCAACUGAAUCAUUCUCGGAAAUAGAAGAUCCUGAGGAUCCUGAACGUACUGUAACAGGAGAAUUUACUGAAGAGCCAACUAUUGGAACUGAAGCUAUUGGUACUACUUCAGCUAUCUUACCUGAUGCUCUAAUAUCUGAUAUGACGGUACCUAGAGAAAUAAAUACAGCAACAGAGGCAGAUGAACCAUUGUUAGAAACAAGUAGGUCAGAAGAAUCCAUUUUACAUGGUCCAUCUACUACACCUAUCCUAAAUGAUAUAAUUACAGCUACAAAAGAAGAUCCAGAACAUAAUAAUAAAGGAAGUGAUGAACAAAUACCCAUUGAAUAUGGAAAUGGUGAAUCAUCAAAUUACGAUUUAAAUAGAAUGAUAACCACUGAUCCAACAAGCUUGAUCAGCACAAAUGGAGAAUCUGUAUUACAAAAUGAUAGUGAAACACCUAAAAUUAAUACUGAAGAAAUAUUUUCAAAUGUAAUAACCGAAAAGCCUGAUUCUAGAGCAAUGAAAAAACAUUCGAAACCAUUUCAUAAACAUUCUCAGAUUAUAGAUAAGGAGGACGCGUGUAAUAAUGUUGCACAAAAAGAAUCAGCAACUACACCGAAAGAUAUACACAUGCCGUCAGCGAUAUACUAUAUCGUUGAUAAGAUUAAGCAAUGCUUGACAAAAAUUUUAAAUAUGUUACAUCACUAAGGAUG